This is a messenger RNA of Limanda limanda (common dab), 636 nucleotides long. RefSeq lists its product as uncharacterized. NCBI's taxonomy places the organism in Eukaryota, Metazoa, Chordata, Actinopteri, Pleuronectiformes, Pleuronectidae. The record is from RefSeq and is a predicted model, not a curated record. The transcript is spliced from 4 exons. Bases 1 to 636 code for a protein of 211 amino acids. Gene Ontology annotation, biological process: spermatogenesis.
AUGAAUCCUGUGUGGAAGGUUUACAAGAGCAAGGUGCUGAAGACCCUGAACCCGGAGUAUGAGGAGGACGCUGCCGAGGAGGUCACAGAGGUGGAGAAUGAAAUGAGUCCAGUGCAGGAGGAGGAGGGGCCUAACGCAGUCUCCCAACUGGCCAGGAAAAUGCAAGGGGCCGGGGCCAAAAGCUGGAACAGAUUCUCAACUCUGUUCAACAAAGAUGAUGAGCACCAGCUCCUGGAGGAGACCGAGAGCCCACCGGUCCCUGACCAUCCUCUUGCAGUGAGGCCCGAGGAGCCUCCUCGACCCUCCAGACGCUCAGGAUUCUGGGAUAGCUUUUCAGCCAACUGGGCCGCCAAGAAGCAGGCGGAGGCCGCAGCUGCAGCCGCCGCUGCCGCAAGCGAGGUGGUGGAAGGCCAAGGUGAGGCGGUGGAGGUGGAGACAGAGGCCGGAGGGCAGGAGAACCUGGACGUGGAGAUCACUGAGGGAGAGGAGAGCGAAGAAGGAGGAGGAAGGAGCAACAACAGCUUCUCCAAAUACGUGUCGCUGGGAGGAGGCAGCGAGGACACCUCCUUCAAGUGGAACUUUGUCACCAGUAAGCUGGCAGAGCUGAAGACCAAGAGCACGACCAAGACCAACUAG